AUGGCUGUCGUUCUAUCGUCAGAGGAGAACACCUACUUCUCCUCGAACUUGCGGAGGUCGCAUUCGCAACCCAAGUUCGUCACGAAACAAUCCGGCUUCCACUCAUCCGCCUCUGCGAGCCAACUAAGCGACGCUUUCAUGGACUCGAAGGCCUAUCCGGACUCCGCGCCUUCCUCUGCUCCCUCCUCUCCCAGAACUAUCCAUGCCGAGUCUACCGACCUGUCGUGCUCGUCAACGCCCGCCAGCAACGUCUCAAUAGCCUCCGACUGCGACGACACCUUGGAUCUCGCCGUGCACGCCAAUGACCACUUUGUGAUUCCCCAUUACGGAGAAGCAGGAUACUUCGACCAGGACGUGGAAGAUUUAGAACCCCCAACGAGCCCUCGGACAGGUGACUCUUACACGGUUUCGCCCACGGAAAACGACACCGACGGAAACACGUCCCGACCCAACACACCAGAGUUCAUCCUUGAUGUAGAACACGCAGAGGAUGACACGGCAGUACGUGCACAACCGUCACGACACGUCGACUACCUGUCGCACAACUGGAAAGAGGAGGAUAUUUGGUCAUCAUGGAAAUUUAUCGUCUCACGGAGGUCGGAAUACAGCAAUGCCGCCCGGUUAGAGAACGCUUCUUGGAGAACAUGGAUGAAGGCGAAAAAUAAGCUCAAAACCGUGUCGCCAGAAACACUGAACUGGCUCAAGGACUGUGAUGUCACUUGGCUCUACGGACCCUUGCAGACUGGUCCCAAUACGUUGAACCCCAUCAGCACCGACCCUAAUAGUGCGAGGUUGACCAAGAACAAUUCCUUCGUCAACAAGAAGCCUAUCCUCAAGAAGAGGAGUAUGUCGGAAAUCAUGCUGCAGAGGUCACUCUCUGCCUCCUCCUUGGUGAAGCAGGCGGCCGCGGCCGUUCAGGCUCAGGAAAAGGAUGGUAGGAGACGACUUGCACGACCGACGCUCGAGCGUGCGACGACAGACUACGUCACAUUUCCCUUUUCGUCGAGGAGACUGAGCCGCGAGAGCUCCAACCUCUGCCCAUCCAGCACAUCCUCCGGUAUCAUCUCACCCAGUAGUGAGAAGAAGCACAUCCACUUCAACGAGCAAGUGUCUCAGUGCAUCGCCGUUGAUAUCAAGGGAGAUGAGGAUGAGGAUGAAGAUGCCGACACCGAACGCUACGACAACAGUGACUCGGAUGAGGGCGCCAUCAUGAUGAAGAGGUCAAAGACGAAGAAGAAGACGCCACUGCUGAGGAAAAAGUCGGCAAAGGCGGCUGCCGCUGCCGAGGGCAAAACCAUUGCCAUGCUACCCUCCACGACACUGAAGUAUCGCGAGGACACCCCCGAGCCGCCGGAAACCGCCAUGAAGCACAGCACGGGAGUGUAUCGCAGCCCCGUAAUGUCACCAUCAUCGUCCCAGGAGACCCUGCGACCCUCCAAAGGAUCCGGCAAAUUUUUCUUCGAUGAUGACGAUGAGGAAGAGGAGGAAGAUGCUCCCAUGGGCUGGCAAUCACCGACCAAGACGGACGACAAAUCACCCGGACUUCAACGAUCAUCGUCCACCAGCAGUCUAAACGCCGAACCGGCUGGCAUGCGUAGGACCUCGUCAGAGCACACCAUUCCAGACUUCAGCCCUACGAUUCGAUCUAAGCCCUAUGGUAUGACGUCUCGUUCGGGGCCAACGGUACUCACCUUCGCCCUCGAGGACUGGCCGCGGAAGGACGGGCCUUCCACGAGGGCCAGCAAGCCCAAGGUCCGAACGGGGUGCAUCACCUGCAAACGACGGCGGGUGAAGUGCGACGAGACGAAGCCGACUUGUCAGAACUGCACCAAGCGCCGGAUCUCAUGUGAGGGCUACAUCACCGAGCCGCGGGCAAAGACGCCUCCAAAACAGGCGCUUCGGAAUUCCCGCGAGUCCGGCAGCGUUUCUCCGAUAUUCAUCAACCCAAACUACGAGAGUCUCGUCUUCACCACUCAGCUCCAGAGGGAUCAUUUCGACAACUGGCUCUUGUUUGCGAAGGACGCCUUGAUAUUCCCGUCAGAACUGAUCACCGAGACGAUACCGCAACUCGCUCGUUCGGAUCUAGCAGUGAGAAAUGCCGCCUUCGCCAUCGGCGCGGCGUCGUUGGGGAGCAGCACUCGAGAGCAGCGUCUCAAGGGCGAGGGGCCCUACUAUGCAGACGCUCUGAAAUACUACAACCGCUCGUUGCAACUCACAGCAACGUCUCCCACUACGGAAGAAGCCAUCCCAAGGGUUCUUUUGACAUGUCUUCUGUUCUUCAUGUUCGAAGCUUUGCAGGGGAACAGGAAAGAAGCCUUGAUACAUCUCAAUCACGGCUGCCGCGUGUUGGACCAUUACGAGCGUCGGUUCGGACGAAAGAGCACACCGCUAAUCGACGCGAUAAUCGCCAACUCCCAGCGCCUCACGAUGCAGUCGUGGAGUCACAACGGUUAUCAUCCAGAAGAGACCGAGGACGAGGUGCCGUGGUGCUGCAGAGGAAGACGUGAGCGGUAUGCGGUCGACGAAAUUCCGGAUGAGUUCGAAUCCAUCGACGAAGCGCAUCGAUGGUGGGAGGUCACGCAACAUUUCGUCAUACGCCACGCUCCACUCAUCAUAGGUUUUCGCGUGGAGGGAACGGGGAGCAAGGCGCCGGCCACAUAUCCGCCGAACCAGAGCCUGCCCAUCCCGCCGGAGCAAGUAAAAGGAUACGCCCGUUAUAUCGAGCGUUGGCAGGCCAGAUUCUUGCGCUUGAUGGAAGCGGAAGAACAGCGCGGCGGACAAAAAGAUGACAAGGAACGCUUAAAAGUGCUCGGUCUGCAGAUUCAAUCCGGCUAUCUCACAGUGCCAGUGAGGACAGCUAAUUAUACAGAUGUGGAGACCCUCGCGACGUUGAACGAUACCUUUCGCGAAGUUGUCUCUCUCAGCAAAAAGUUCCUCAAAAUCUACGAGAGCCAGCCGAAGAGCGGUGAGGUUUUCACCAUGGACAGCAACAGUCCGACCUGGGCACUCGGGGCCGCGAGUAUGUUAUGCGCCGACGAGACUACCCGCGCAGACGCGGCGAGGUUGCUCCGUGAGUUCCCCCGCCGCGACGGCUUGUGGGAUACCCAGACCUACGUGGCUAUGAUGGAGGCAGUGGAGAAGGCGAAACAGGCGAUCACGGGCCGAUUGGGCCAAGACAAGACGGAGCACCCGUUCGACUAUGAGGUCGUGUAUGAAGACAAGUCUGUGUCGUGGGUCAAGACGGUUGACAACCCUGAGGCGGUUGAACCGGACAUGCUGGAGUACAAGAUUGAGAUACCUUGA
This is a messenger RNA of Colletotrichum karsti, 3303 nucleotides long. Its product is annotated as hex2 protein. The coding region runs from base 1 to 3303 and encodes 1100 amino acids. Gene Ontology annotation, molecular function: zinc ion binding; DNA-binding transcription factor activity, RNA polymerase II-specific. The transcript has 4 exons. Gene Ontology annotation, biological process: regulation of DNA-templated transcription. The record is from RefSeq and is a predicted model, not a curated record. Lineage: Eukaryota; Fungi; Ascomycota; Sordariomycetes; Glomerellales; Glomerellaceae.